AAGGCUUGGAGGUGGUGGUCAUGGCGGCCUUAUUUGGUGUCAAAGGUGAUCAGGUCGUGCACUGUCCUGCUGUGAGGCGAGUUCAGAUGGUAUAUUUACCCAGUCGUCCUCGCCUCAACCUGUAUUCAUUCUUCCAUCAACAAACCAGCAGCAGAACGCGCCUACCACUCUUUUAGGUCGUGAACUGUCUAUAGUACACCAUGUCGCUCGCUAAUACCCUUCUUUUCCUGGCUGCCGCGGCGCCGGGAGUUCUUUCCACUGCCAUCACCACUAUUACUCCUUGCCCGGCCAACCCAACUUUGGCCGCGCCCAUCACUGUCACUGAGCAAUACGAAACCGUCUCAACCUGCGGUGUCUCAGUGAGCUGCAACAAGUGGAAGUCCUGCACGACCACCUACCCAUUCACAACCAGCGUCUUCGUGUCCACCACCAUUCCAUGCUCAUGGAACGGCACGGCGGCUAGCUCCACAAUCGUCACCACCACUGACCAGAUUGUCACUGGAUCAGUUGCCAGCACCACGCUCAGCACCGUCUCAGCAGUUGAGACCUUCGGCUGGGGUGCCAAGUGGGGAUGGGCCUCGGAGUCCACCAGUUAUACCACCCAGUAUGAGACCAGAGUCAAGGAAUGGGACGCCCCAUACGAGACUCUCGGCCCCAUCGCUGUUUCUGGCUGGGAGGGCAGCGGUCUUUGCACUGAUUGCGAGGAAGGCGACGUGAAGAUUCAGACCUGGAACCUGCUCCUUCGGCUGGUACUUACUACAUCACUUUCCCGCAAUCUGCUCCUCCCGCCACUGUCACAAUCCCCGCACAUGGCAGCCAACCUGAGACUGUCACCGUGGUUGCAGGCCAGAGCUGGGAUGCCGUUGUCACCCGAUCAUGCCGUGCACCAACGUCCAACAGCACCACCACUUCCACCACCACUGGCACUCCUGUUGCAACAAUCAUGCCAGAAGGCUUGACUUUCGCACUUGAGGUCACAUUCGAUGGCGCUUCCGCCAAGAAGCGUGCGGUUGACAACUCGUCCCUCACCUACCUG
Messenger RNA from Exophiala viscosa, 1036 nucleotides. RefSeq lists its product as uncharacterized. The record is from RefSeq and is a predicted model, not a curated record. Lineage: Eukaryota; Fungi; Ascomycota; Eurotiomycetes; Chaetothyriales; Herpotrichiellaceae. The coding region runs from base 201 to 959 and encodes 252 amino acids. The transcript is spliced from 3 exons.